UUCUCAAAGCUUCUGUCGUGUUUUUGCUCGAAAUUAAUUUCAUUUGGCAUAAUUGGGGUUUGUUUAGAUGCAAGCAAAACUACAACUCCCGACAUGCUUCAGUGUGGGCAGACAGGCCUGGACUUGAUACAGUGUAUCUCUCUCCCCAGUGCUGUAAAUCGUGGCUUGCUCUCUGCGUUCAUUUUUGAUAUCUGCAGUUUCCGAUUGACCCUUCAUUGUAAGAUGUUUUUUAGAAUCGGGAGACUUUUGGAAUCUUCACAAGUACCGGUACGUUGUUACUUUUCCCAGAAGGCAAAACUAAAUCUCUUUUGUACAUUUCUUCAUAGACUAGAAAAGAGAAACAUAGUCUGCAUGGCAAAAAACACAAUCAAACCUGAUUCUACAGAUCCCAUUUCUAGUGAAGGAAUGGCUGUCAAACGGUUAUCUGUGGAAGGGAAUAUUGCCGUGGGGAAAUCCACAUUUAUGAAACUGUUGUCCAGCUUUUUCCAAGAAUGGGAGUUGGUCACAGAACCUUUGCGGAAGUGGCAACAUGUCCAGGACUCUGCUCCACAUGGAGGUAUGGACAACCUCUUACAGCUGAUGUAUGAUGAUCCUAGCAGGUGGUCUUAUACAUUUCAGACCGUUUCUUGCAUGACUCGGUUUAAAACUCAGAUAGAGCCACUUUCAAGACAGCUGUUGAGUUUGAGAGAGCCAGUCCAGGUAUUUGAGCGAUCCAUUUACAGCGAUCGAUAUGUAUUUGCAAAAUGUUUAUUUGAGUUAGGCCAUUUAAAUCCAAUGGAAUGGACCAUGUAUCAGGAAUGGCACUCCUUCCUAACACGGGAAUUUGCUGAAAAAGUUCAUUUGAAUGGAAUAGUUUAUCUACAGGCAACUCCUGAGACAUGUUUUGAAAGACUUCAAAAAAGGGCCAGAAAGGAAGAGAAGACCGUACAGCUAGAUUACCUUCAAAAGUUGCAUGAACAACAUGAAAAUUGGUUGAUAAAGAAGACAACGGAUGUCCACUUUGAACAUGUUAAAAACAUUCCGGUUUUAGUUUUGGAUGUCAAUGAAGAUUUUAAAAAUAAUCCACUUGCAAGUCAGAGACUCGCUACCAAGAUUGAGAACUUCUUAGCAGAGUUAUAAUAUUUAUUGUUCGUGUUAUUAGUUUAUAGAACCCAUUAUCUGUUGUCAACUGCAACAAAAUAAGCUAAAUGUUAAAUGGAGGUACGGGUGAGAAUGGGACCACUUUUCUCUUCUUGGUAUAACUUCUAAUAUGUGUUAUUAUCCUUAAUAACUUUAGCAUCAUUUUUAAAUAUAUGUUAUUAGCUAUAUAAACCACCAUGUCCUCCAUAAAUAAAUAUUUUAGAUAAGCUCUUAAACCAUCUUUAGCUUAGCAAAGAAGUUUUGGUGUGUAGCUCAUGCGAUUGCAGUCUCGCUGCUCAAUUCUCUGUUAUUUAGGAGUUAAAUUACUAUGUUUAUGCAGGCUAAGACACCCUGCCUGUGAACUUACACCUUCCCUACAUACUUCCUGUAAAGCGAUAUCUAACUUUUAAACGUCCUUUAUUGCAAAGUGCGUUUAAUUUAGAAUUUCUUAUCUCUUACUCCAUUAAUAGCCUGUAGGAUCCUCCUGUUAAAGGUCUGUUAACAAAGCAAUAAAUACAGCCAUCUAAAGUAAACACGCUGUGCUGCUAAACCUGAUUGAAAUUACAUGUUAGCUGUGUGAAUCUAAAUAAGGGGGAGCUGUGACUAGGGCUGCAUAAACAACUAGUCUCCUAAAUGGCACAGAAUUGAGCAGUGAGACUUCAGGGUCACGAUGUAUACA
This is a messenger RNA of Pelobates fuscus (common spadefoot toad), 1798 nucleotides long. Its product is annotated as deoxyguanosine kinase, mitochondrial-like. Bases 94 to 1119 code for a protein of 341 amino acids. Gene Ontology annotation, molecular function: deoxyguanosine kinase activity; ATP binding. Gene Ontology annotation, cellular component: cytoplasm. The record is from RefSeq and is a predicted model, not a curated record. NCBI's taxonomy places the organism in Eukaryota, Metazoa, Chordata, Amphibia, Anura, Pelobatidae. The transcript has 2 exons. Gene Ontology annotation, biological process: nucleobase-containing compound metabolic process.